AUUGUAGACAUAAGUGACAUAAAAGUUGUAAGUCCAAAUUCAUCUCUUGCCGAACUUGGAAUGGACUCCAUGAUGGCUGUAGAAAUCAAGCAAACUCUGGAACGAGAAUUUGAUAUAUUUGUCACAGCACAAGAGAUAAGAAAUCUUACUUUCGCAAAACUCAUUAAGAUGUCUAUUACAAGCAUCGGUGACAAUGAUGUGGAUGAUGAUAAGAAAUUUGACAUAGAGAAGUCAGACGGUUUAAAACUUUUAGUUGGUAUUACAUUAAAAAAUGAAGACUUUGUUUCCCCAACAGAUUUUUCAACUAACAGACAGAACACUACGACUGAAGUAUUUCUUAUACCGGGUAUUGACGGAU
Molecule: messenger RNA, 358 nt
Organism: Trachymyrmex septentrionalis
Lineage: Eukaryota; Metazoa; Arthropoda; Insecta; Hymenoptera; Formicidae
Product: fatty acid synthase-like
Exons: 1
Source: RefSeq, a predicted model, not a curated record